Molecule: messenger RNA, 2400 nt
Organism: Penicillium canariense
Lineage: Eukaryota; Fungi; Ascomycota; Eurotiomycetes; Eurotiales; Aspergillaceae
Product: Zn(II)2Cys6 transcription factor domain-containing protein
Exons: 1
Coding region: 1-2400 (799 amino acids)
Biological process (GO): regulation of DNA-templated transcription
Molecular function (GO): zinc ion binding; DNA-binding transcription factor activity, RNA polymerase II-specific
Source: RefSeq, a predicted model, not a curated record
AUGUCAAAUGUCGAUCUACCGAGCGAUGGCCUCAUCGUCGACUACGAUUCAAGAGGCUAUCUCCCGCAAUCAUGGCCCGUGGCGGUCGACCAGAACCCUCCGCGCUCCGAGAACACCCAUGACCUCUCACCUCUCCAAACCAGCGGUCACCCACUGGAACAGUCGGUGGCCCAGGAUCCCAACCUGAUGGUCGACUGGCACUUCCACCAACACCUUCAACAGACCCCUCACCAGCACCCCCAAUUACCAUACUCGCCCGAGGACCCGUCGUCAGCACCCCAGUUCACCACCGCCAGCUACGGCAUGGCUAUCCAGUCGUCCCCAGUGGAUCUCAUGUCGGCCGGCCCGCAAGGCCAAAUGAGUGCUGGUCUCCUCGAUGGUUCCUACCAUCUACCACUCUCGGCUCCCGUCGACAUGGUGCCCUUCACCUAUCACGACUUCCAGGCAGAUUUGAUGACAUUCAGUGGACUGCCCGAGGUUCCGUAUGGCGCCCCACAUCCACUUCUGGAGAGCAGUUCCCCGACAGACACCUAUCUGGAGGUCCGUUCCCUGUCCAGUAGCGACAACGGCUGGAGCACAGUGGAUCACCGCCGCUCGCUGGACUUUGGGUUUCCCGAGCAAGGUAUCUUCGUCAACCCUACCCAGACCCUGCACGACCGCAGUCUCUCAGAAUCAUCCUACUCGACGUCUUACGGCAGCUUCGUCGACAUUGCCCACCCGAUCGGUUCUCCAGGUUCGGACGGAAACAUGGAUCUCCCGUACCAUAACCCCAGUGCUGCGUUGAGCCUGGCUACCUCGCCCACCAGUACCUCUAUGGUCCGUCGCGUAACGGAGGAGCAAUCUUCUUCCCCUGGUGCUGGUUCUCGAUCCCCGUCAGCUGUCAGCCCCAGUGCCAUGGUCCGCCCAAUCCCAGUCCCCAUCAAGAAGUCAACAUCGCCCUCCCGGUCAUCUGGCUCUCACUCUUCAGCCUCACCCCCGAGCAGGAAACCAUCCCGCAAGAGCCCCAUUGCGGCCAAGACGUCCGAGACCAAGGUUCGCAAGCAGUCUCAAACCGGCAAGCCCGAGACCGAGAAGCGUGUCGGCAAACGAAAGGGUCCUCUCAAGCCCGACCAGCGUAAGCAGGCCAGCGAGAUCCGGAAGUUGCGUGCCUGCCUGCGUUGCAAAUUCCUCAAGAAGACUUGCGAUAAGGGCGAACCCUGUGCCGGCUGCCAGCCAUCGCACGCCCGCUUAUGGCAGGUGCCGUGCACUCGCAUUGACAUCAAAGAGAUUGGGUAUUUCAUGAAGGACUGGAAGGCGGACUAUGAGCGACAUAUCUCGAUGGGAUUCUCGGUCGGGAAUAUCAAGGGGUUUUCGGACCAGGAGCGCACGCUGUACAUCACCCACGGGUAUGGGCAGAUCCUGCCCAUUGCCGCGCGCGAGGUCUUUGUCCGGGACGAGCAGUGCUUCACCAUUGACUGGGUCGAGUCGAUGCACCGCGAGCCGACGGAGUACGAGGUCGAGACCGCUAAGCUCUCCGCUGGCAUGGAGGGUAUCUCGCAUGCCAUGCUGUCAGACUACCUGGACCGCCAUAUCGAUGGUAACGGCACCUUUGAGAAGUUCGUGGAUGACUACUUCGAGGGCACGCCGUUCUUGACCCAGAUGCUCAAGACUGCCUUCCGGUACUACUACCGCACUAAGCUGCCCGUGAUCCGCAAGGCCCUCAAGCUGAUUAUUGCCUACAACUUGACCCUACAUGUCACUAUGGUCGAGGGGCUGGGUGAUGAGGGCGGCUUCCUGGGCCGGAUCAACGAGCCGGGCUCCAAGUUCCGCGGCAAGACCAUGGCCCCGGUGAUGAUCAACUUCCAAAUCAAGUGCGCUAUGGCGAGUAUGUGGCGCGAGCUGCAGAAGGAUGUGCUAGAGGAGCUGUCGGCACUGUACUCCAGCGUGUAUAGCGGUGAUAAGUUGAAAAACUGGCCCACCAUCUUCGUGCUGGCCUCGAUUCUGUUGGCCGUCUGGGAGGAGAUGCAGUUUGACUGCCAUUACCGGACGCCCGACCAGGCCGCCGUCGAUAAAUUCUGCAAUGACAUGGAAACGACCCCCGUCGGUGUCAUCGUCGGUUUGUUCCAGGCUAUCUCGCAGAAGCUGCCCCCCUUCACCGAGUGGGACUCGCAGAAGCACCACCAGCUGCUGUACUCCAACCCUGAUGUGUGCAAUACGAUGACCGAAGUGCGCCAACACGUUGAGCAGCACGGUAAGAACCCCAUCCACAUGCCGAAAUGCCACUUCAUCCACAGACCGGCAAUGCUAACUCCACUCCCAGAGAGCUACUUGCGCGGCCGCACCGGCACCAAGUUCAACCGCGGGGACUUUGACUGCCUGUCGAACAAAUUCGUGUCCCGCCUCGUGAUCCGUGCCAACUAG